Messenger RNA from Sphaeramia orbicularis (orbiculate cardinalfish), 2241 nucleotides. RefSeq names its product synaptotagmin X (gene syt10). Gene Ontology annotation, molecular function: phosphatidylserine binding; calcium-dependent phospholipid binding; clathrin binding. NCBI's taxonomy places the organism in Eukaryota, Metazoa, Chordata, Actinopteri, Kurtiformes, Apogonidae. The transcript is spliced from 7 exons. Gene Ontology annotation, cellular component: exocytic vesicle; plasma membrane. The record is from RefSeq and is a predicted model, not a curated record. Gene Ontology annotation, biological process: calcium-ion regulated exocytosis. The coding region runs from base 252 to 1904 and encodes 550 amino acids.
CAGUCAUUACUAGUGACAGAACCCUACCCACGCCACUGCGACCAACCACAGGGGCUCACUGCACAGUGAUGCGCAUCGCUAUUGGACGCAUAGAGGGUUGGACUCCAGAACCAACACACUGAUAUUCAAGCGCACGGAGCGCGUUUGGCCAGUCUGCUCUGGUUGCGCGCUGGAUAUGGAUCAAGACGCAGUGCGCCUUCCUCCUGUCUCCUGUGGACAGACUACAGUCUGCGGCGCUUAAAACAGUCCAGAUGAACCGCCGUCCUCCCGGAUCGUCCGGCGUGCAAUGGCUUAACAGGAGAGACAUGAGUGUCCGGACGGAGGACAGCAUCACUUUGUGCCAAAGGGCUCUCCAAAUCGUUACGGAACUUUGUCUUACGGGACACGUAGACCGGGAGAAAUGUUCGGAUAUAUUUCCCCUGGAGAGCAACAUCCUGGGCACAGGACAUGCAGACAUCUCUAUUAGUCUCCUUGCUGUGGUCGUGGGUUUCUGUGGCCUCGCCCUGUUGGUAGUCUCUCUCUUUGUCUUUUGGAAGCUGUGCUGGCCCAUUUGGAGGAACAAGGCUUUGUCAGCCCAUACUGAAAAUGGCCUCCACGUCGGUUUCCCAGAAGCGCCUCCACCUAACUCUCCACCUAUCACUGACUGCAAAGUGGCGGAGGUUGAGAAGAAGUACCCCCUAGAAGUGAAAGUAAACGGACGAAGCUCUGUCAAACUCCUGGAGGCAGCCAUGAAGAUUAGCCAGACCUCUCCAGACAUCCCUGCAGAGGUCCAGACAGCCCUGAGGGAGAAGCUCAGCCAGCAGGCAAAGAUCCAGAGGCAAACCACUGAGCCCACCUCCUCCUCCAGGCACAAUUCAUUCCGGCGCCACCUGCCUCGUCAGAUGAAUGUCACCAGCGUUGACUUCAGCAUGGACACAGUGCCUCUCCGUCAGUCUUCUACAGCAAGUAUUGGAAGAAUAAAACCUGAACUCUACAAGCAGAAGUCUGUGGACUCAGAGGAUGAGGGCAAACAACCUGUGGAGACUUGUGGGAAACUCAGCUUCUCGUUGCAAUACGACUAUGAGGAGCAGGCUUUAGUGGUGAGAAUCCUCAAGGCCUUGGACCUGCCUGCCAAAGACUUCACAGGCACGUCAGACCCAUAUGUAAAGAUCUAUCUGCUGCCAGAGAGAAAGAAGAAGUUCCAGACUCGUGUCCACCGUAAAAAUCUGAACCCUGUGUUUGAUGAGAGCUUCUGCUUCCCUGUCGUGUACGAUGAGCUUUGCAACCGCAAGCUGCAUUUCAGCGUCUAUGACUUCGACCGAUUCACCAGUCACGAUAUGAUCGGCGAGGUGGUGGUGGACAACCUGUUUGAACUCUCUGACCUUUCUAGGGAGGCGGUGGUUUGGAAGGACAUUCAUGCAGCAACUACGGAGAGCAUUGAUCUCGGAGAGAUCAUGUACUCAUUGUGCUACCUCCCCACAGCAGGGAGAAUGACCCUAACAGUCAUCAAAUGCAGGAACCUCAAAGCCAUGGACAUCACAGGCUCUUCAGACCCAUAUGUGAAGGUUUACCUUAUAUGUGAUGGACGGAGGUUAAAGAAGCGAAAAACCACCAUCAAGAAAAGCACACUGAACCCAGUGUAUAAUGAGGCCAUCAUCUUCGACAUUCCCCCCGAGAAUGUGGAGCAAGUCAGUCUCUCUAUCAUGGUGAUGGAUUAUGAUCGGGUCGGACACAAUGAGGUGAUAGGUGUGUGUCGCACUGGGCCAGAUGCCGAGGGUCUUGGACGAGAUCACUGGAAUGAAAUGCUGGCCUAUCCAAGAAAGCCCAUCACACACUGGCACGCUCUGGGAGAGUGGCCUGGAAGGGCAGCAAGUUUUGAGAGUCAAGGUUCAUGUUCUUCACCCAAACGUCCACUGACGCCCUGAUGGCCUCUGUAAGAAAACAAGAGAAGAAAUGUUCUGUUGUUAAGAAGUUCUUUUGCGUGUAAGUUUCUUGUGCGCGUGUUAUAUGAAAGUUGAAUUCAUUCAACACUUUCCUUAUGCAUUCACGAUCUUCAAGGUUCAGUGUGUGAUAUCUGGGCACCUAGUAAUGAAGCUGAGAUUGGAGUCAACUCAAUAUCCUGCCUUACAGUGUCCAUGAAAAAUUGAAAACAACAUCAAUCAGCAUUUCGUUUGAGGUCAUAUAAACUUCACACUCUAACAUGAUUGGUGCAUUUAUGUACCUUAACCCUUAAAGACCUGGAACUAUUUUUGUGGCGAUUUC